AUGGCAGCCACACCGAAACGUGUUACUUUAUUAUCAUCAUCGUCCUCAUAUUCAUCUAGUAAAAAAUCAAAUAUUGCUGAUUUUCUUCAACCAUUUUAUACAUCAAUUGAAAAUUUAACAGAAAGUCAUAAACAACAAAUUGAAUCAUCAAAUAAAACAAUUGUUGAUCUUGAAAAUGAAAAUAAACAUUUACGUACAGUAUAUGAUCAACAUCCUCAUUCAAUAUUUGAUAUUAAUUAUGUAUCAAGUGAUCAAUUAGUUAUCGAUCAACUUAAAUCAGAACUUGAAAAAUCACAAAAACAGAUUACUGCUUUACAAGACACAUUAAACGAAAAAUGUACGGAAUGUGAUGAUGCGAAAUCUAAAUAUCAUGUGCAGCUUAUAAUGAACCAAAAUAAUAGUGAACAACAAAAUUCUUCUGCUGAUAUUAAUAAAAUGAAAGAACUUGAAUUAAAAUUAAAACAAAUUAAAGAUCAAGUAAAUCAAUUUGAUCAAUGUUAUUAUGAAAAUGAUGAGCAAAUACGUUUAUUAAAACAAAUUUUAUCAAGUAAUGAUCAAGAACAAUCAAGAGCAAUAACACAAAGUUUAACAGUUAAACAAUCGGAUUUAGCACAACAAACAGAUUUUGUUGAAAAUCUUUUAAAUAAACAGCAUGAUGUCAUUUUAAAUAAAAUUGUCCAAUUACUUGAUCAAAAUCCUCGAAAUGAUCAACAAGUAACAGCAAAAAAUAAAAAAACAACAAAAAAAAAACGAUUAUAA
Messenger RNA from Adineta steineri, 759 nucleotides. Lineage: Eukaryota; Metazoa; Rotifera; Eurotatoria; Adinetida; Adinetidae. The record is from the annotation of a GenBank genome assembly.